AUGCCAACAAUCCGCCGAAUAUCCUCGACCAGCUCAUUAUCCGCCACUGCGCUCCCCAUUACAGCAACCGGACCACCUCCCAGCGCUCCCAUUCCAACAUCACCACAAUAUGGCGACCGGAUUGAAGAACGGAGAAGGAAAGCUGAGUUGCUCAAACAAGGCAAAGAGCUCCGCGCAGCCAAUCAACCAGGAGGGAAGACAAGCCCAUUGAAAAAAAGGUUCUGGAAAGAAGUCCACGUCAAAGAAGUCCCUGAGGGGUAUCAAGUCUACUUGGACAAAAGACCCGUGCGGACUCCGUCGAAAUCUAUCCUCACGGUCCCGCACUCCAAGCCGCACCUAGCACAUGCUAUCGCGAUUGAAUGGGACAUGCUCGAAUCUGCGCAGCAAGCAUUGAAGAACCAUAACAUCCCCAUGACUUCAAUAGUGGCGCGGGCGCAGGACAUCAGCGAAGCAGAAGCGCGGGGGGAUAGCAAGAUUCGAAAUGAAAUCAUUGCGACCAUGAUGAGAUAUCUGGACACAGAUACGUUACUAUGCUGGGCACCAGAAUACACACCAGCCUCUGCAUUAGAAAUGCAAACCGAGCGGACAGAGUCACUGCGCGAGAUUCAGAUUAGGAUAGCCAAACCAAUAAUCAGCUAUCUCAGCACAUUUGUGUGGCCUGGUGUGGAAAUCAAGCCUGUGCUCGACGAAAACAACAUUAUGCCCACGCAGCAGGAUGAAACCACGAGAAGCGUUAUACGAGGGUGGAUCACUGGGCUGCCGGUGUAUGAACUCGCGGCCCUUGAGCGGGCAGUGUUGGCAGGAAAGAGUCUUCUCGUCGGUACGAGACUGUUGAUUGAGUGGAGCGAGGAAUUUCGGGACAUGCAAUCCAGCGGCAAUGAGACGCGUUUUGGCAUUGAGGAGGCCGCCGAGGCCGCAAGUCUCGAAGUACGAUGGCAGACGAGCAUGUGGGGGGAGGUAGAAGAUACCCAUGACGUGGACAACGAGGAUAUCCGACGGCAGCUAGGGAGUGCCAUUCUACUUGUAAGUGGGAGUCGAUAG
Cladophialophora bantiana CBS 173.52 is the source of this 1041-nucleotide messenger RNA. RefSeq lists its product as uncharacterized. The record is from RefSeq and is a predicted model, not a curated record. NCBI's taxonomy places the organism in Eukaryota, Fungi, Ascomycota, Eurotiomycetes, Chaetothyriales, Herpotrichiellaceae. The transcript has a single exon. Gene Ontology annotation, biological process: mitochondrial proton-transporting ATP synthase complex assembly. Gene Ontology annotation, cellular component: mitochondrion. Bases 1 to 1041 code for a protein of 346 amino acids.